ACUCAGUGAGCAGGAAGGCAACAUGGAGGUCACAUCUCUCUGCUUCAGACUGUUGAUGCUUGAAUUUACUCUGCUGGGGACAAAAGUUCAGGACAGUUGUACUCAGAAUAGUGAUGCAGAUUUUCUUCAUAUCAGUCCAAACAGACUUCAACACUUUCAGUUAGAAUCUAUCUCUUUUCAAUGUACGGUGGGUUUGCUUCGCUUGAGACGGAUCACAGACAUUACAGACUCUGAUCCAAAAUGUGAUACUACUGAGAAGACGUCGACAGGAUCCUCUUGCAAAUUUGAUAGAGCCUUUUCAACAGAUAGUGGAGCAUACUGGUGUGAGACUGAAGGAGGACAGCAAAGCAACAGUGUCAACAUCACCGUCACUGCUGGCUCUGUGAUUUUGGAGAGUCCUGUCCUUCCUGUUAAAGAUGGAGAUGCUGUGACUCUACACUGCAGAAGCAAGACAUCUAUCUCCAACUUCACAGCCAAUUUCUACAAAGAUGACGUCCUCAUGGAGAGAACGCCUGCAGGAGAAAUGAUCAUUAAUAAUGUUAAACUGUCUGAUGAAGGACUCUACAAGUGCAGCAUUCCUGAUGUUGGAGAAUCACCUGGCAGCUGGCUGGCUGUCAGAGGUUCAGCAAAUCCUGUUUCUAUCACCUCUACACCCCCUCAUAACGAGACCCUUCAAAAUGACUCCGACUCCCCUCAUGUGUUCAUCCUGCUGUUGGUUGCUGUCACCAUUGUGACGAUGGUUCUGGUGCUGGUGGUGGUGGGAUUUCUUCAUCUUAGGAAACGCAGAGUGUCUGGGGAUGAUGUUGCAGACGAUCCUGAUGCUGUGACAUAUGCAGUCGUCGUCACAAAACAGAGGACGAACACAGACAAGGAUGAGUUCUCACACCAACUCGUCUACUCUGCUGUGACCAUAAGUAAGACCCCCAAAGCUCCUGAACCUGCUUCUUCAGCAGAACCAGGAUUAUCCAGCUCCACAGCAGCCACAGACCCAAAUUCAACAGAGUCAGACGUUCUGUAUUCUGCUGUUCAGAUGGUCAAAAAGACACCUGAGUGAAGAAGAGAAGAGAGACUGUUGUGUUAAUGUCUGCAGAAGAAGAAGUAACAAAUAAUAAUUGCAGAUUUGUUUUAAAGUUGUAUUUGUAUAUUUUUAUAGUCGGGAUAUGCACGAAAAUAUGUUUUUAAAAAGUUUUUAACAUCAUCAAUUUAUAAAAAACCUGAAAUCCAACAUGAUUUUACAUACAUAAAGCUUUUACGUAUCACAGUGUUGCAUCAUUGUUUUGUGUAUUGUCUUUGACAAAACUUAAAUAAAUGUAAUAAUCAUGUACACUUGCAACCAUUUCAAAACUUUAAUAUGUUUUACAUCAAACAAGAUUGUAAUGCAGUUAGAUCAGGUCAGACAGACAGACACACACACAAGUUAUUUGCUUCAUUUUAAUGCAGGGAAAACGUGUUUUUUUUUUUUUUAUCUAAGAGACUAGAGAGACUAACUAUUACAAUUGUCACAUAGAAACCAACCCCUUUAGACAAAAAGAGCUUCGGUAAUCAUGUAUGAAAAUAAAAUUCUCCUACAACAACAUGAGUGCAGUCUGUUUAAUGCUGUCACAGGCUGUCCUCUGCACUGAGAAUGUGUUUUUUACUCUUA
Molecule: messenger RNA, 1642 nt
Organism: Acanthopagrus latus (yellowfin seabream)
Lineage: Eukaryota; Metazoa; Chordata; Actinopteri; Spariformes; Sparidae
Product: low affinity immunoglobulin gamma Fc region receptor II-like
Exons: 9
Coding region: 23-1054 (343 amino acids)
Biological process (GO): cell surface receptor signaling pathway
Molecular function (GO): transmembrane signaling receptor activity
Source: RefSeq, a predicted model, not a curated record